Molecule: messenger RNA, 7250 nt
Organism: Pelobates cultripes (western spadefoot toad)
Lineage: Eukaryota; Metazoa; Chordata; Amphibia; Anura; Pelobatidae
Source: the annotation of a GenBank genome assembly
GUUCGCGAGCCAUGGUGCGAGAGGGGGCGUGGUCACGGGGAUCCCCGUUCGGGCGCUGUGUUUCCGGUGACGGAGUCUCGCUGACGCGCGCUAUCGCCGUUACGGCCCGCGGAAGUUAACCCCAUCGCCUCCACCCACCGCCGCGAACACGCUGCCCGAAGUUCGAUGGUUCACUCGGAGCGCCAUGAGCCGCCCGUCUUCCGCCGGACCGUGUGCCAGCAAGCCCUGCGGUAAACAGAAGCAGCCCCCGCCGCCGCCGCUCCCUCCCCCUCACGCUCCGUCCCCGGGGCUGUCCAGCACGCUGUGUCCCGGGCCCUCCGCUCCCACGGCGGCCGCCGCUGCCCUCCCCGUGUCCCAACAGCACCUGGAGCUCACCUCGCUGUUCGAGUGCUCGGUGUGCUUCGACUAUGUGUCGCCCCCCAUCCUGCAGUGCCAGGCCGGGCACCUCAUCUGCAACCAAUGCCGCCAGAAACUGAGCUGCUGCACCACCUGCAGGGCCUCCCUCACCCCCAGCAUCCGCAACCUGGCCAUGGAGAAGGUGGCCUCCAACAUACUAUUCCCCUGCAAGGUAGGUGUCCACACAGCCGGACCACAAACUACAUGGAACUACUUACCUGGGGCUGGCUCUCUCCUGGCACUGCCUGGCUGUGGGGUGCCGCCCCCCCCCCUCUCCUGGCACUACCUGGCUGUGGGGUGCCACCCCUCUCCUGGCACUGCCUGGCUGUGGGGUGCCACCCCUCUUCUGGCACUGCCUGGCUGUGGGGUGCCACCCCUCUUCUGGCACUGCCUGGCUGUGGGGUGCCACCCCUCUCCUGGCACUGCCUGGCUGUGGGGUGCCGCCCCCCCUCUCCUGGCACUGCCUGGCUGUGGGGUGCCACCCCCCCCUCUCCUGGCACUGCCUGGCUGUGGGGUGCCGCUCCCCCCCUCUCCUGGCACUGCCUGGCUGUGGGGUGCCGCCCCCCCCUCUCCUGGCACUGCCUGGCUGUGGGGUGCCGCCCCCCCCUCUCCUGGCACUGCCUGGCUGUGGGGUGCCGCCCCCCCCUCUCCUGGCACUGCCUGGCUGUGGGGUGCCGCCCCCCCCCUCUCCUGGCUGUGGGGUGCCGCCCCCCCUCUCCUGGCACUGCCUGGCUGUGGGGUCCCUCCCCCCUCUCCUGGCACUGCCUGGCUGUGGGGUGCCGCCCCCCCUCUCCUGGCACUGCCUGGUAUCUCUUGUGGUGGUAAAUGUCAGAUGACAGCUGGCCCAGGACACAUGUCUGAUUUGGGGUAUCCCUGUCUGGGGAUGAUUAAUUUUACACCUUUUGAUAGUCUAUGGAGCUACUAGAAAUGUUACUUUGUACACCAGGCACAGGUGUUUUACAUUUUAAAGCAUAUAACACAGGGUGUCCAAAAGAUGGCACAGGUGAGUAAACCACUUAAUUUUUAUUUAUUUUUCAUUCUGCACUCAGGUGGGACUCUGUUCCCUGAUAUUCCACUCAUUCCUUCAGUGACACUGAAAGUACAGAGAUAAUGUACUUUCUACAGAUAAUGUCAGCCUGCUUGGAGCUGUGAGAUGGCAAUUCUGGUAUAAAAACUGAUACACGACAUUCUACAGCACGCAUAUCAAACUAAAAGUCUAGCACGGGCCACAAACUUCUUUCGCAUGGGAUAGCUUGGAUGUGUGUGUGUGUGUGUGUGGUGCUCGUCACACAUGUGCAUCGGGUCUCUAAUGCUCCUUUUUUUUUUUUUUAAAUAAGGAUCAUUGCUUUGGACCAUUGCAGAGGUGGCCAUACCUUCUCUGUAAUGUUGCACGAGGCAGAUGGGUAAACUGCACCAAGGAGAAAAGGCGAAGGGCACUAGUAAUAGGAAUACACUUUUUAGUUAACAUUGAUUUCAAGAUGUAGUUAUCUUUAACUUCCCUUGCACAUCCACUUAAUUAGUAGAAAAUGCUUUCCCCAAAUAAAGGAUUACUAAUCUAUGAGUUAUGGUUUCCUAUAAAAAUACUCCUGUAGAAAAUGUUUAUAGUAAAUAGUCAUUUUAUAAUGCAUUGUAUUAUUAAUGACACCAUGGAUUGUCUGAAUUGUACAUUUGAAGCAAAGUAUCCCGUAGAGGGGAAACAUCUUAAUCUGACACACAAAUAAGUAGUAUCAAUUGGUAGAAUUCAACUUGAAUUUUAUAUUUUCAACCUAAAAUAUACAAACCAAAUAAGGAAGUAUUGCUAAUGCAUAAUUGGGGGUGGUGGUGGUGUAGGGGACAUAUAGAUCCUUUUCAAACUGUAUAUGAUUAAUUGUUUGAUUUUAUUUAUUUUCCUCUUUCUUUUAGUAUUCGUCUACAGGUUGCUCCCUAUCCCUCCUUCACACAGAGAAGCCCAAUCAUGAGAAUAUCUGUGAAUAUCGUCCAUAUUCAUGCCCUUGUCCUGGUGCUUCCUGUAAAUGGCAAGGUUCAUUGGAAGCGGUUAUGCCCCACUUAACACAUGCCCACAAGAGCAUCACCACCCUUCAAGGAGAAGACAUAGUCUUUCUUGCAACAGACAUUAAUCUGCCAGGGGCUGUUGAUUGGGUUAUGAUGCAGUUCUGCUUCAGCCACCACUUCAUGCUGGUCCUUGAAAAGCAAGAAAAGUAUGAAGGACACCAACAAUUCUUUGCCAUUGUCCUUCUUAUUGGCACACGAAAACAGGCAGAGAAUUUUGCUUACAGACUGGAACUCAAUGGUAACCGCAGACGUUUGGCUUGGGAAGCAACUCCAAGAUCUAUUCAUGAUGGAGUAGCGGCAGCAAUCAUGAACAGUGACUGUUUGGUUUUUGACACUGCCAUUGCACAUCUCUUUGCAGAUAAUGGAAACCUGGGCAUUAAUGUGACCAUAUCCACAUGUUGUCCAUAAUUUAUUUGUGCUCUCUAUGGAGAAGAUGAUUAUUUAAGUGGCUAUGUUAUGAAUAGUGCAGUUUUUGAAUUUUAUUCGUCUUCAUUAAAGUGGACUGAUUUUUGCUAACCAAGCAUCAUGCCAAUGUCUGCCAACAUUUUUUUAGAACUCUUGAUAGCAGUGGACUAACGCUGUGAUUCCACAUGAACAGAUUUGAUGGAUUAUUUUUUUAAUGUUGCUGUUUUAAAAAAAAAAAAACUAAACUGUUAUUUUCUCCUUCUUUCCCAAUGCAUAAAUGAUGGCUAACCUAGUUACAACUAUGUCCACUUCUCAAGUCUAUGCAAUAGUAGCAGUUGGAAGUAUUGCAUAGUUGAUGAGUGGAAAACUGUACGUUAUGUUUACAAUGUUCAAUGACUAGUUAGGAAAUUUUAGGCUCUGUUCUUGUUGGGUUUUUAUUUUUUUAAGUGAACAUGUCAUCUGAGUCAUGCCUAGGGGGGAAUUUUUACGUUUUGGGUAGGUAUACAUUUUAUCUAUAUGCACAAUGGUAGUGAAAUUACUAGCAUUUGCAUAUACUAAAAUACAUACUUCUCUGAAAACCACUUCCUCAUCACCUAAAAUGACAAGGUUUGCCACAAACUAUUCAGCAGGCUUUCCAAAUUUCCUAGCAUGUAGCUUUACAGUCAGAGAUGGUGUUGCAGCAGUUCCUGCCCUCUAUAUUUGUAGUCUUUAUAAGACUUGUGCAGAAAUUAGUUUCAGCUGGUAGGGACACACAAAUCAAAUGCAUGAACUAUCAUCUGUCCAGGAUUUACAUGUGGAGUCUUAGACAAUAAAUACGAUUUUACAGCAAAAUCCUGUAUUGAUUGAUUAGUUGGGGCACAUUAAGUUAUUUGUUCAUACCAGAAGAGACAUUUUGUAUGCAAGUCUAAUGCUAUUCCCUCAGCAUAGCAAUAAAGACUUAAGUCAAAUGUAUGAGCAAUAAAGACUAGGGUCAAAUGUAUGAGACCUAACCUUCAUCUAUAUGCCAGCAGUUUAGCUGGCUCAGGGAUAGGUGACAUGUUCUUUAUAUAUUAAGAAUUGACUUGUGCCAUUAAAGGUACACUGUAAAGUAGAGAUAAAUCAGUCAUUGAUAACUGAGGAAUGUCUUGAGAACUCUGUCCACUCUUGCUACAUUAUAAUAUAUGAUCAACAUAUCUGCCAUUUCUGUUAACCUAAAAUGGUAGAACAUUCUCAUUGAGUGAUAACCAACAUCUACAAAAUUUGUAUGGCUUUACUAUUUCUGUAAUGUGAAAUAUUACAUGUGUGCACUUUAAAAAAAGCAGACUUUCUGACUGCAAACUUGUUCAAGCCACACUGAGCAAAUGGUUGAAGGUGUAGAAUUUUAGCUCUUUCUUCCCCUUUUUAUUUUAUAUUUAACUAUUUAUAUAUAAUUUCCACCCCCCCCCCCCACACCCUCCUUCGUUAUUUUCCACACAGGCGCACUUUUUGUGCUGGUUUGUAUGUCUGGGUGUGUCUUUUUGUGAGCUUUCUCUAUUACCUCUGCCACAAUAUACCCAUUUUCAUAUAUCCCAUGUGCUUAAUUUUACAAUUUGUGUAACUUUAAACCUAUAAUGGCGUCUGCACCUUUUAACAACCAGCAUAGAUGAAAUAAAACUAAAGUUUUAUAUGCCAUCUGAACUGCUUGUGAAUUUGCAUGAUUUUUCUUAACUUUUGAAUGGAAAGUACUUAUUUCAGUUGUAGAUGAAGCGUGACAUUAUGGCAGGGAAAUUGCUUAAAGAUUUUAUCAUCUAUGGUACAGACCUAGACUCUAUGAACACUUUAAAGAACCAGGACUAUUUUAAGAAGAUUGUUUUAUGUUGUGGUUAUUUGCUAUCAAAUGUGUAGAUUAAACAAAAUAUAAAUUUGCUUACACCCCCUUUCAGCAGGGCUACUGAAACUGGUGACUGCAUGUACUAACUGCCCUACCACUUACAGAUGCAAACUGCAUCCAACAAUACCUUCUUUGUGGGUGCACUGUAGAAGCUAAAAUAUGGCGAUCACAAUUUGGUCCAUAUAAAGUGCCACCAUACAUGCAUCACAUUGUAGGUAUACUCUAAGUAGUGGUGAUUGGCUGUGGGCAGAGUUAUACCCUCAGUAUAAACUGAUUUAAUUUAAAUAAGCGGUAAGGAAGGUUUUGUGGGGUGGGAAAAAGUUGGCAUGAAAAGGGGUAACCUGGCUUAUGCUGCAGACAAUUUGAAUGUAGAGAAGAAUACGUGUAGGAGAUCAAAAAAUAUCAAGUGCUGAGAUUAACUAAAUGUCUGUUACUUAGAUUAUUCCUUAAAGCUUUAACUGUACUGGGAAACUGGCUUGCUGCUUAACUCUUUCUAAAAUAAGAGGCACGUAUCAUAACUUGACAAUCUGAAUUUAGGAUCCACAUUUUUGAAAGAUUUGCAUACAUGGUAUAAAUGGCCAAAUGCAGCCCUGGGCAUUAGAGACACAUCCAAUGGUAAUGUAAACACCGGCUUUUCUUUGAAGAGUCAGUGUUUACAUUAAAAAGCCUGCAAGGACUGACUAUACUCACUAUAACAAAUACAUUGUUAUAGUUGUUCUGGUUACUAUAGUGCCCCUUUGAUUAAGCACUCUAAGCAUUAUGUCCACUGUAGUGUUUAUGGUGCCAUAAGUCCCACAGAGCUGUCCCAGUGUUAAAUAAACAUUUUAACUGUAAAAAUUGUACUUUUAUUUCUAUUCCUUACUUUUUGUGGGGUGAUUGGUUUUUUUUUGUUUUUUUUUUGUGUUCCCCUUUCUUUCCUUCCUUCUCACGUUCCCUCCUGCAUUGUCAUCAAUAUUGAUUUAUCUCAUUGCAAUACAAUGUAUCAUAGAGAAGCAUUGGGGUCAUACAUGUGCAGAAUCUGCCAACAUUCUGAAAGACAAAUGUGACUUUUUUGGAAAUGCAAUGUCUAGUGGUGUCACACGGUAAAAAGGACAGUGUCCUCGGACCAAAACAGCUUCAUUAAGGUUUUGAUGCUUUGUGUCACAUUUAUGAAUCCUGCUACGGUUCACAUGGACUUACUGACUUGUGCUUGAAUUUUCAAGCAGGAACCUGGUUACACCUGCCAACAGCCUUUGUUUUAUAUCCAGCUGUUGUGGACUAAAUCUCCUCUGAUGCUUUUCUAGCAGUAAAGGUACCAGCAGUGUUUAAUCCUAGUGGUACCUUAGUCAGCUGGCCCAGUUUGUAGCCCCAGAGUGACAGAUGACCUAUGUGCAUUGAAAUACUGCAGCUGAGCAAUUGCCUCCAGCCUAGCAUUAGUUAUCUUUCUAUACCUAAAGGAAAAUAUCCUUUCUCAACUGGUGGCACAAAUAGUGGCUGACAGGUGAGCUUUGUGCAGCUUUUUAAGUGGGUGCUGAACAUAGCCUUUAAAGCCAUUUAAAUACCACGGCUGAGUGAUCAUGCGCAGCUGCAGUGUUUGUGGUUUGUUUUUUGUUUGUGUUUUUUUUUCCAUCUCCCUCCAAUAAUGAAAAUGGCAUUAAGUGACAGAUCUUGCUUAAGAAUUGAUAUGACUGUCAUACGGUAAUAUUUUACUUGUAGAAUGAUUGGGUUCAUGCUGUUAGAGUGAUGGCUUUGUCACAUCUUACAUUCUCAUCUCUCCCUGGUACCAGCAGUAUUUUUACCAAGCAAUUUAUUUUGCUGUAUAUUCUAGUGUAAUGGGGGAUAGAUGGGAAUAAAUUAACUUUCCUUUUUAAUUAGAACAUAACUUUAACAAAAAACAAAACCAAUUGAGAUGUGAGUAUUUACAUAUUCUUGACUUAUAAAUUUCUCCCGAUGUCAGAGUUGCUGAACUUCAAACUUUCUGGACCCAAUACCUUGUCACAACUAAAAGAAAUGUACCUGAUCCUGGUACUAAAAAAGGUUAAAGUACAAUUGCACACCCCCAAAAAACACAAAAAAAACUUUAGCUUGCUAAUGUGCUUUAUGGGUGAGGAGAACCUAGCUUAAUUUUUAAGGGGGGGAAAAAAAUAUAUAAAUUAACUGUAGAACACCUCCCUGGCUGUCAAAAGAGCCAAUCUCCUUUUGGCAGGCAGGCUCUACUUCAGCAUGCCUGCCUUGUCUGUCCCACACCGACAUUCCUCCAGACGUGCAUGUUGGCACCAACUCAGAGGCUUCUAUAUGAGAAGCCUUUUGGUUUCUUCCCUGUGAAGAAACACUGUCUGCCGGGGGUUAACAAGGGGAGGGCUUGCUAAGGCUGCAAUUCAUAAGAUCUGCAGCCUUUGCAAGCUCUUUUAAGAUAUACCCCAAAUGAAUAAUGCAUUAAAAGUAUAUGUAUUCAGUGUAGUAGAUCUACUAAACAGUGAUUUGUUUAUUUUUCCUUUGCUCAUUUGAGCAAUGGCAUGUACCCUUUUUUUAUUUUAUUUUUUUAACUAUUGGAGUGAUAUAAAUAAAG